Molecule: messenger RNA, 19062 nt
Organism: Schistosoma margrebowiei
Lineage: Eukaryota; Metazoa; Platyhelminthes; Trematoda; Strigeidida; Schistosomatidae
Source: the annotation of a GenBank genome assembly
GAAAAAUAAUUAGUUGUCUUAUUUUAUCUGAUUAUUCAAUUACAAUGAAUUUUUGUAUUUUUUUCAAUAUAAUGUAGUUUAUCUGUCAGAUGGGCAAAGAUCAUGCCCAGCAGUUAAUUAUAUAACUCCUAGUGAAGCCAGCACAGAAGGUGGUUCAGCUAUUAUGAUUUUCGGAUGCGGAUUUGAACAAAGUGCAUUUGUAUUACCUGGAUCGAAUUCUAACUCUGGGAAUCGUGUAUUGCUCAAGAAUGCUUGGCAAACUUAUAGAGCUGAGUUAAUUGAAGAAGGAGGCAGUAUGAUUAAAUUCUCUUCACCAAAACUUCCAGAAGAUACUUAUACAGUUAUGGUUACUGUUUCUGGAAUAUUAAUACCAGAUGCAAGAAUGUGUUAUGGAUAUACAUGCACUUUAACAAUUAAAUCAUCAGUAACUCCUACUAUUGAGAAGGUAUCACCUAUCUAUGCCCCACCAGGCUCAGUUAUUGGAUUGAAUGGAACAAUUUUCACUAGUCGUUUUAGUUCAAAUUUAGAUGUUUUCACAGUUGGCAGACCACAAAGUAUCAUUAGGAUAUACGAUGGUCCAGGAAAUUGUGAACCUCAACUACCGAAUAGUGACUUGUACUAUGGUAUUGGUCUACUUUCCCCUACAUCAGACAAAGGUUAUAUCAUGUGUAAACGAAGUGUAUCAUAUACAGGUUCUGUGAAUAUCAGUUUCAUAGUUGAUGCGCCAUAUGGAAGAAGUAAAACUUUGGAAUCAGUUUAUCGAGUUGACAGAAAUGAACAAACAUUUAUGCAUCAAUCUUAUUCCGUUAUCAGCAAUGUUACAUCCAUUCAAACCUCUUCGUUUGGAGGCGGUUCAAUUGAAAUUACAGGAGAAUAUUUAAAUUCUCAAAAUGAUAUUGAAAUCUCUGUAGGAUAUACAAAAUGUUCACCAACAUUGGUAAAUUCAACGUAUAUUAAUUGUAUCCUUGAUCAAAUUGAACAAACGCCGAAACCUAAUUUUUAUCCAGGGAAUCGAGGAUUAACUGUUCAGUUUUGGUCUGAUUUGAAGGCCUCAAGUGUCAGUGACUUGCUGUUAAUAAAUUUCGAUCAAAUGACAAAUACAACUUUACAAGAAACAUAUCUUUACGAACCAGAAUUUAUACCAAAAGAUUUAUUUAACGGGACAGGAAUAAUUCGUCUUUCAAUGAUAUUUGUACCUCCGAAAAAUUCUUAUUAUCAAUUCAUAAUUACUUCAGCUAAUACAUAUGCUCUUCUUGGUGGGGGAAUUAAUGAAACUCUGACACAAAUGACUAUAACAAACAGUCGAACAAAUUCCAUUUACUUAAACAGAAAUGAACACUUCUUACUUGAACUUCGUAGUAUAAUUUCUCAACCAACAGCUAUUGUACGUUUAUGUGCUUCUUUAUCAAAUGCAAGUUUAAAUUACCAACAACUCAAAAUAUCAAAACCAACAUCCUAUAUGAUAACAAUUAAAUCAAGUGCGAAUUCAGAGAAACAAGUCAUAGAUCAUUCAGCUCUGGUGAACUCAUCAAUUAUACCAAUAGCUGAGAUCCAAACAAUCAGUAUACCAACAGCUGCUACACAGUAUAAGCUGUGCUUAUUUUAUUCGUGUACAUCUCCUUUACCAGUCCAAAAUCCAAAUGUUGAUUUAAUUAGUCAAGAGAUUAGUGAAAAAUUGAACGGUUCUUCUGUGAAAACAAAAAUCGUACAAAUAACUAAUGAUUAUUUGGUUCUUCAAAUAACUUUUCCUGAAGAGUUUGGUGAUAUGCCAUUGUUGGAUGUACAAAGCUUUCCACAAACAAUCAACAAAUCACAGGUUAAUGAAACUGUACAAGGUAUGACAGGAUUUUCAAAGACAAUUAGACCAUCCUAUGGCGGUAUGUAUUCAUAUAUGACCUAUACACUUGACAGUACUGAAAAUGAAAUUCGACUAGCAUAUCUCAAUCUUGGCUCAUCAUGGUGUCCUUCUAAGUUGAUUAACCCUACAUUUAAAUAUGCAGUUUUAGAUGAUUUCGAAACAUCAACACUUAGUACUGUUACAACAGAAACGGUUGCAUUUUGUGGUCGACAAUCUGUUUUAAAUUUAUUUACCUACCAAUUUGCUCAACUUAUCUCGGUUAACACCAAUCCUUAUUUAUGUUUUGCAAUAAAAGGAAAAACGAAAAACAGUAUAAAUUUCUUAUACAAUGCCAUUGGUGUAACAUCUCGUUUAUUGAAACAAACAUUAACCUAUUCAAUUGAUCUUACACAGCAAGAUGAAAAUUCUUGGAAAUUCAAAUGUAUUAAUGUACUACAAUUACUUCGUACAGAUCCACGCAAUAUAAAUGCAACAAUUUUUCAACUUGAAUCUUUUUCUAUACCACCAAGAAAGAAAUUUUACGAAUUGGAAUAUACUUUGUUCUUAGAUACAGUAUACAUGGGAACAAAACCAAUUUCCGAUAAUCCAGACGACGUUGUUACGUGGCCACGAUUUCCGAAAGAUAUAUUCAGUGAUAUUAAAAUAACAAAGAAUUUGUCAACAUUUGGUGUGUUCACAAUUGAAAUAAUAACAAAAUCAUGUAGAACCAAUUUUGAACUGUUUGGUUUAACUGGUGUGAAUAUGCCAAAUGACAAUAAAACUAUUGAUAGAACAGUAAUACUUCGGGAUGAAAGAUGGCCAGUAAAUAUUCAAAGUUCAAUAACACUAAUUCAAUCAGCCUCACCACCUAUUGAUGGAAAUUUCAUCUUAUCAUUUAAAGGAGUACCUACUUCACGUAUACCAGCAAAGUUCAUGGAGCCAAGUGUCAUCGAAAGAUUGUUAAAUUUACAUCCAUUAAUGGGUACUGUACGUGUUAGUAGAUAUGGAUGGUGUAGAAGUUUUCAAUAUAAUUUUUGGCUUGAAAGUUUACCUGGUGAUCAACCUGAAAUAUCAGUGAUGAAUGAAACAAAACUAAUUGGUGAUUCACCGCAGAUUACUGUAAGUAAGUCUGCUAUUGGAGGAUUAGUUAUGUGUCCGAUAUCAGGGGACAUGGUAGCAACGAAACACUCUGUUCCACAGGUUAGAUUAUACAUUGAUAAUUUCCCAGCCUACUGUAAAUCGUCAUGUAAUCACCAGUUUGUUGAUUUAUCAAGCUCUGUUGUAACCAAUUCAACAGUACAAAUAACUAAUAAUAAUUUGACGUUGAUUUUAAAUGGAACAGAUUUUAUUGCCAACUCACCAAAUUCUUAUGAAUUAUUUCUUAUGUUCAAUGAAGAACUUAUAUUAAAACAACAACCAUUUCUUACUACCACAACAAAUUUAUACUUUUUCAAUCAAGAUUUCAAUGUUAUUCCAUCUGGAUUACUUACGGGUCGAUUACGUUUAAUUGACAAAGGAUUUAUAAACGGUCCAAUAAACAUUGAUUUAGGCAUGGAAGGUAGUGAAAUUAAAGGUAUUGUACAGACUGGAAUUUUUGACGAUGGAAAAGAAUAUCUAAGAAUAACUGGAUCACGUUUUCUUCCAAAUCAUUCAUCAGCAUAUUUUGAUGAUAUACCAUGUAAAAUAAUAAAUAUGACAACAACUGAAAUAAACUGUUUACUGCCUAUAUCUGAACUUUCAGGUCAAAAACUAGUAAAAAUUCAACAACACAGUAGUAUCAUCUCCAAAACAGUAGAUUUUACCGCAAUACAAGACAACGGACCAGUUAUUACAUCUGUUGAACAAACACAAAUUGCUUCAGUUUCCGGUACUACACAAAUUAUUAUAAAUGGUCUUCGGUUCACUCCUACAAUGUUGAUUUUUGUUGGUGGAGUAAAAGUGGAAAAUUUUACGUUUGUUAAUGAAACACAAAUAAUCAUACUGGCACCUGCACAAAAAAUAAAUGGUGAAAAAACAAUCUCAUUAUAUGGUUCAUCUAAUGUUUUAAUAAAAUCUGAUUUUUCAGUGACUUAUAAAUUUGAAAUAGCUGAUAUAAAACCACAAAUUGGUAGUUUUGUUGGUGGUCAAAUUGUAAACAUAGUCGGUGAAGGUUUUAAUGACGACGUCAAAGUUUUUAUGAAACCAAUUACUGUCGAAAAUCAAUUAUGUAAUGAUCGACCUCGUGCUGAAUGUGAAAUACUGUCUAAAAAUUCAACAACAAUACAAUGCAAGACCACAUCCAUGGUUAAAACCCAUUAUAUUCUCGACAAUGGAAUUGAUCCAGUACGUGGUUCAGGCUAUGAAUGGCAACCGAAAGCAUUAACAAUAAUUCAAGGUGAUAGUGUGGUUUGGAUUUGGAAUACAAGUACUCGUGUAAAUCCUUUAAUGAUAGCUGAAAUAUCUGGUCUUGAAGAUUUAACUCCGUCCGACUCUGGAUUCCAUAGUGGUCAACCAACACAAAAUGGUGUAUAUAGGUUUAAUUUUACACAACCUGGAACUUAUUAUUACACAUCAUCUGAUGAAUUUUUAAUGACGGGUAUUAUAGAAGUGAAAGCAUUUGAUGAUUGUAUGACUGAAGUGAUCGUGGAAACAAAUUAUUCAACAGCUAUUCAUACAAAUAUUCCAGAUACUCUAUACUGGGAUUCAUUGACAACCUGUGAAGGUGGUUUCACUUGUCAGAUAUUAACAAAACCAUCCGAGUUACUUACAAAGCAUGGAUUUGUUUAUCGAGGUUGUGCAACACCAAUAGUAUCUUCAUUCAGUCCAUUUAAUAUUUAUGCUGGAAGUAAGAUUACAGUUUCUUCUCCUGUAUUGGCUAAUUGUGUGAAUCAGUUAAUGAUCAAUGUUGGCGGGGCUGAUUGUACACAACCUGUUCAAGAUAUUAAUGAUUUAGAAUCUAUCGAAUGUGAUUUAAGUGAAGAACAAGUUAUUUCAGCUGGUCUAUUAACUGGACAACCCUUAAAACCAUGUAUUUCACAUAAUCAUCUUGGAUUUGCACUUUUACAUAUUUCUACAAAUGAAUUUGAACAAUAUGCAUUUUUUUGGCCUGGAAUUAAUUGUGAUAAAACAUAUGGUAAAGGUAGUAUUUAUGGCGGUGGACAAUUAAUUGUAUAUGGUUCUGGAUUUGAUCCUAUUUAUAAAAAUUUCAAUAAAAUUACAUUUAAUAAUGAAAAAGAAUGUUCAAUUAUAGAAGUUACAUCUGGUUAUAUAAAAUGUUUAGUACCAAUACCGGAUAAUACAACAAUUGAAUCAAAUUUAAAUGUUACUAUACAAGUUCAAAUAAAAUCAAGAAAUCAAAAUGAUUGGAUAGAUACUCAACAUACUACUCAUAGUGAUUGUUUAUAUUCAUAUGAUAUAACAGCAACACCAAUUAUAAAAAAUAUUGAACCACGUGAAAUAAUCAAUACUAAUCAAAGUCUUAUCAUUUAUGGAAGUAAUUUAUUAUUAACCAAUGAAAAUUAUACAAAUCUACUAAUUACUCUUGAUAAUACACCUUGUAUAAUCGAUAUCAAAUCAAUUUCUAUUAAUAAAUUAUCAUGUCAAUUAAUGAAUUCAUUAUCAUCUGGUUAUGUAACAUUGAAAUUAUUUCAUGAAUUACGUGGUUAUUCAAAAUAUGAAACUAAUUUAACAAUAAAAAGUCAAAUUACAUUUUAUACAAUUUAUCCAUUAGAAGGUAGUUUUGCUGGUGGUACAAUAAUAAAAUUAAAUGGAAAUGGUUUAAAUGAUCCAACAAUUAAAAUUUUAAUAAAUUUAAAAGAAUGUCAAAUUAUAAAUGUGAAGAAUAGAACAGUGAAUGAAAUUUAUUGUCGUACACCGGAACAAUUAAAUUAUAUACAAUUAAAUAAUUAUAAAGUAUCCAUUAAUUUAUCUAAUGGUUUAUUAAUAACAAAUGAAUAUACAUAUGUUAAUAUGAAAACACCAAAAGUAAUAAAUAUUACAAUGAAUUCAAUAAAUAAUAAUAAUGGUACAUUAAUUACUCAAUUAAAUAUAAAUGGUAGUAUGCUUAAUGGGGAUAAUAAUACACAAAUGAAAAUGACCGAAGUUAAAUUAAAUCAAACAUUAUGUAAUAUAGUAACUAUACAAUAUGAUUAUAUUCAAUGUUAUGUAGUGAAUUUACCAAGUGGAAUAUAUCAACUUAUUGUUGAUACACCAGUUUAUGGUUAUGCAUUAUCAGAAAAUAAUAUUAAUAUUAAUUUUAGUUUAAAUUCAAUUAGUCCUAAUUCAGGCGGAACAGAAGGAGGCCAACUGGUGGAGAUUCAAGGGAUAGGAAUGGAUGUUGAACGAAGUACUGUUACAAUAUGUGAUCAGGACUGUUCAAUAGUUGGUGGGAGUUCACUUGCACUUAAGUGUAUUACGCCUAAAUUAUCUACACUGAACAUAAAGAUGUGUGAUGUUACAGUGACAGUUCCUACUAUUGAUAAUGUAUUACAAAAAAAAUUAAUUGGAGCAUUCAAAUAUGAUGUGGAUCUUUCACCAAGAAUAAUCAGUGUAGAUCCAUUAAUUGGAGGCACUGGUGGAGGUACAAUUCUUACCAUAAUUGGUACUUUGUUUGAUAAAUCAACUACAGUUAGUGUUGGUGGUAUUGACUGUCAAUUAAUAUCACUGAAUACUACUGUCAUUGUAUGUCAAACUGGUGAACAUAACGGAAGCGCAAAAGUACCCGUUGAAGUGACCGUUGAAAAUAAUGGUAAAGCAUCUGGAGACUUCACAUUUUACUAUGUGGAUCGUUGGUCAAGUCAAUUUACUUGGAAUAAUCAACCAAUUCCAGUUGAAAAUGAUUUUGUUGUUAUUAAUGCAAAUCAAAAUAUCAUGUUAGAUGUAGAUACACCAGUUUUAUCAAUGCUACUUAUUAAUGGUGGUACAUUGUUCUUUGAUCCAACAAAAAAUAUACAAUUAAAUUCAAAAUAUAUAUUAAUACUAAACAAUGGAAAAUUUCUAAUUGGAUCACCAGAAGAACCCUACACUAAACAGGCUACGAUAAGAUUACAUGGACAUGUACGAGAAAAAGAACUACCUUUGUACGGUGCUAAAGUUUUAGCGUUACGUAAUGGAACAAUCAGUAUACAUGGUAAACCUAGAAUUAUUACAUGGACACGAUUAGCAAAAACAGCUGAACCUGGUACAAAUAAACUAAUACUAGAACAUCCAGUUGAUUGGCAACCUGGAGAACAUAUUAUUAUUACGUCUACUGGAGGAAAAUCAUCACAUAAUGAAUCUGAAGAACAUAUCAUUCAAGAAAUGUCAGCAGAUAAUCGUACAAUUACGUUGGUUUCCCCAUUAGCUUAUAAAAAGUUAUCAGUGAAAAAAAUUUAUUCAAAUGGUGUUAUAGGAAAUUUCGCUGCUGAAGUAGGUCUAUUAAGUAGAAAUAUUUUAAUACGUGGAACAGAAGAACCAGUUGUCUCAUCAAGUGUACCAAAAUGUCCAAGUGAUUUUAGUACAGAUCAAUUUGCAACUCAUACAUGUAUAAUAGGUAGUCCAGACGAACAACUGGGUGCAAAUGAAUAUGGAGGACAUGUACAUAUUGGUGGUCCAUUCGUAGAUAGUGGUGCAGUUAAAGUUUAUAUAUCACAUACUGAAUUUUAUUUUAUGGGUCAAGCCUAUCGUCUUGGUCGAUAUCCUAUACAUUUUCAUUUAAAUGGCUUAAUGAAUGGGUCUUAUGUACGUGGUUGUUCUAUACAUAAAACUUUUAAUCGUGCUAUUAAUAUUCAUAAUACACAUGAAGUAUUAAUAGAAAAUAAUGUAGUUUAUGAUAUAAUGGGUGGUGCAUUUUUCUUAGAAGAUGGUAUUGAACAUGGAAAUUUAAUUCAAUAUAAUCUAUUUGUACAUGUUAAACGUACCAGUAGUCUAUUAAAUGAUGAUGUAGUACCAGCGGCAUUUUGGAUUACACAACCAAAUAAUACAGUACAACAUAAUGUUGCCGCAAGUGGAACACAUUUUGGAUUUUGGUAUCGUAUGCUAGAAAAUCCAAGUGGACCAUCAACUACCACAAGUAUCUGUCCACGUAAAAUUCCUUUGGGAAUAUUCGAAAAUAAUACAGCGCAUAGUAAUGGAUGGUUUGCAUUAUGGAUUCAUGAGAGCUUUUUCCCAACAAAAACUGGAACUUGUGGAACAACGAAAUGGGAUAAGGCUGUAUUCCGCAAACUUACUGCAUGGAAUAAUAAUAAAGGACCAGAGUGUGUUAAUUGUGGUAGUGUACAAUUUGAAGAUAUGUUAUUAGUGAAUAAUGACGAGGCAGCAAUCGAAGGGAAACGUCUUAUGAAUGGAAAUUUAUAUGAUCCAACAAUUGGUCCUUUGUAUAGGAACAGUACAAUUGUUGGUUAUGAACCUGAUCUUAAUAAUGGAACUUCUGACUGUCAUACUAGAGCAGUUGUUUUGCCAUGGGCACCUGGUUUAACUAUUGAAAAUAUGGUAAUGAAAAAUUUCAAUAGUCAAAAUUGCACAGCAAUUCAUGGAACUGUAAUUACAUGUCAAUGUAGAAAACUUUGUGGCGGAUAUGAAUAUUUAUUUAAAGAUAUAAAAUGGGAGGAUACCAAUAAUCGAGCUGAAUUUCGAUGGCAUGGUGAUUUCAGUCUUCGUGAUGUAGAUGGAUCAUUGACAGAUGGUAUUCCAAAUGUUCCAAAACUUCCUGGAUCUUUGGUCGUAGGCAGAGCAAAUCAUUUACCUACUGAUAAAUGUGGUCCAAGUGCUCCAGGAGCUGGUGAUCUUGGGAAUGCUUUUGGUCAAGGCGCAGUUCCAGGUGUUCGUUGCCUACCUGAUGUUACAGCACUAAGGUAUGCUGUUGAUCAAACAAAUCCACCAUUACUUAUGGGAAGUAAUAUGACUGUUACACUACUUGACGGCGGGACAGAAGAAGUGCCCUUCAAAACUGAAGCUCUUACUGACAAACAAGGGUGGAUGACUACGUUAGUAAAUAACAGAACUUAUAUUGUCAAUUGGGACGCGAGAUCAUCGUUUACCAACUUUAGUUAUAUUGGUUACCUGGAAAAUUUCAGGCAAUCCGACUAUGUUAUAAUCCGUCAUAUGGGCAUGGAUAUUAAACCAGAUAGGGUUAAAGUUCUCUCUGGUCAAACACCUAAACAACCAAUAGCUGAACCUUUGGAUCCAUCUGUACAUGAUAAUGGUGAAGUGUUUUAUAAUGAAACUGGGAAAUAUAUUGAAUAUUUAGUGAAAGCCCCAGUUAAUCCAUCAUUAUUCAACAGCUAUCGUUUAUGGGUGUCAUUUUAUAAAUGCUUCUUUACUGAUUGCAUUGUUCCAAGUUCGAGUUCUGUAAGUGUAUUGGAUACAUCUCGACCAGUGGAUGCAUUAUAUUGGUCAAAAAAUAAUACAUGGGGAGAUGUUCUUGGACCUCAGCCAGUAAAUGGAAGCUCGCUUAUGAUUCCUAAAGGAACAUGGUUAGUACUUGAUACAUCAAUUAAUAUAAAAAUGAAUAAUAUUACAAUCUAUGGAACACUUGAAGUCGAUUCAGGAACAAGUCAAGAUCAACGAGUUUAUAAAUUAGCAUUUAAACAAAUGUUAAUUAUUGGAGGUCAAUUUUUAGCUGGAUCACUUCUUGAAAAACCAUUGAUGAAUGCAACACUUGAAUUAACUUUACUUGGUACUAUAUCUGAUGAAUUUAUCAGUUUAGAUGGACCAGUAAUUGGACCUAAAUCAAUUGGUGUUUAUGGAAUAAUGAGUAUGCAUGCAGUACCCAAAACUGUAAGAUGGACUACUCUUAAAUUAACAGCUAAUGCUGGAGACAAUCAAUUGUGUCUUACUGAUCCAGUAAUAGAUUGGUUGCCAGGCGAUCGUAUAGUUAUUGCUACAACUAGUAUGAAUUAUAAACAAUCAGAAGUUGGUGUAAUUGCUUCUGUUUCGUCGGAUCGAAUGGUAAUCACACUUGUAGACAAAUUAAUAAAUACUCAUGUCGCAUACAAUCAAACCUACGGCGAUCACAAAUUCAUAUUAGGCGCAGAAGUUGGUUUGAUGAAAUCAAAUAUUAUUAUCCAAGGUGAUGAUCAAAGUGUCAAUACUAAAUUUGGCGGAAGAAUCCUGAUUUCACAAACUCUAUACGAAGGUGAUAUCUUAUAUGGGCAAUUAAAAUUAUCAGGUGUACACUUCUAUCGAAUGGGUCAAAAAGAUUUUAAUACUGUAACAGAUGCACGUUUUCCUAUUGCAUUUAUUAGUGCUGGUGAUAUGAAUAAUAUAUCAUAUAUAAAAUCAUGUUUAUUUGAAAAUUCUUUAUCAACAGCUUUAGGAGGAUUUGCAACUACAGGAUUAUAUAUGGAAAAUAAUAUCUUUUAUAAAACAUUGGGUUCUGCAAUAUGGUUAACAGAUGGAAGUCCUGCAUUAGAUAUUAAACAAGCUAGUGAUUUAAUUCUACAAAGGAAUUCAAUUGCUGGAGCUGAACGUGUUUGUGUUUAUACUCAAGGUAAUUCAUGUGGUGAAAGUUCUACAACCAUUUGGGAGAAAAAUAUCAUACAUUCGUGUUUAAUCGGGAUUAUGCAGUUAAAAACACAGUACAAUUGUACCCUCAUUUCUAAUGCUCAAAUAUAUUCAGUUAGUCAAUUUCCAGUAUAUUGGAAAACAGCUUCAGCUAUUCAAGCCAAUAAUUUACAACUAGUUGAUAACGCUGGAGGUAUAUAUCCAUUCACUGGUUUACCUGGAGGACGUAGUCAUGAGAUCAGCAAAAAAACUUUCCUAUUUAAUAAUUCAUUAUUAGUUGGCCGUAGUGGAAUUCAAACAUGUGACGACCGUCCGGAUACAAAUGCUAUUAAACUUGGAUCGGAACUUCUAGGACCUACUGCACCUGACGGUAAUGGUUAUCUCGGUAUGACUAGUGCACAAUUUAUGAGUGGAACUGGUGAACCAGAGAAAGGCAAACUAGUGAGUUGGAUGGAAGAUUUUUCCAACGGUGGAGCAGCAUACUUGUCAAAUUUAACAAUAGCAAAUUACGGUACUAUAUGCAAUGGAAAAAGAGAUUAUGUUUGGAGAACAGCUACACCUAAUGAAGAUGGUGUAUUUCCAACUUAUUUUAUGGGUACAAAAACUAUAUCAGUUGAUAUGGAUAGCAUUGUUUAUUAUGAUAGACCACGUUUAGAUAAUGUCCGAUUUGAUAAAUGCAAUGAUAUGGAAUGUGAUGGUUUAAAAAAAGUUCUUGUUAUUGAUAAAGAUGGAGGAUUAUUUGGUCAACCUAGUGUUAUAGUACCACAAUCAGAGUGGCAAUAUAAUCUCAAUCCUUUGUAUGGUGUUGGUGAUAAUCGUAUACCUUCAAGGAUGUUAACUAAAGUUGAUGGAACAUCUAUUAAUCCUACAAUACAAUGGCCUAACAAAGGUAUUAUGCGUGAUAAUUCAUGUAUUUAUAUGCCUAAAAUGCAAGCAUACAAAUGCAGUAAAGCAUUAGACCAUAAAAUAAUACUGAUUGAAUCAAUGGAUCCAGAUGCAUUGGAACGUAGACUCUCACCGAUCGCGUUUGCAACUGAUGGCUUAUCUGCAAAUUACAUAGAUUUAAUAAAUGGUCCAAGUGAUCACGGAGUAUGCUCAAGUUAUGCAUGUUUAAAACGUAUGAGUACAUUUAUGUCUGUUGUUGCACGUCAAAAAAAUUUUGUUAUGUAUAUGACUAGUACACCUCCACAAGAAUUACGUUUACGUUUACCACAAGCUGAUCCAGAUUAUGCUGUACGUCUUGGAAUUGAUUAUUUCACUGCUGGAAGACUUGAUGUUUAUGUGAAUGGAGUAUACAUGAAAGCAAAAAAUGCUAUAACAAAUAAUUUAGGUCAAACUGUACUACAAGCACCUAAAACAUUAAAUGAAUUUAUGCCAAAUGUAAUAACUGAUCCAGCCGGUACAAAUUAUUUUGAUGAUUCAUCUCAAAUGUUAUAUGUUAUUAUAAAAGGUGAAGAUAUUAUUACAAUUAAAUUAUCUCAAUUAAUAAAAGUAGCAUUCGGUUUACCCGCUAUGACUAUUGAUCAAUUUUAUGGAUCAGAAGUUGUAAACAAUUUAGCUAAUUAUUUAGGUAUACCUGCGAAGAAUAUCCGGAUAGUCAAGGUGGUAUCUGAGUCCAGUACAAAUUCAGGACGUCGUCGACGUCGAUCUGCAUCUGGUGUUUUUGUUGAAUUAGAAAUUUCAACACCACCUAGUCAAAACUUAUCAACAGGCGUAACACCAAAUGUUACAUCUGGUUUGACAAAAGUUGAGGAAAUAUCUUCCAACGUUGUAACAUUAAUACAAACAGGAUUAUUAGAAUCGGUUAUCAAUACAACAGUUGUCAGUGUAACAAUUCAAAAACCUACACCAUUAUCCGGUAGUGCAUUAUGGGCUGCUCAAGUUUCAGAUUCAACAACUUCACAACAAAUUCCUGAAGUGAUUCAAAUACCAGUAAAGAGUCAAGUUAAAAUUGUAGUACCUACAGGAUAUACUUCAGUUGUUGAAGGAGUUCCAUUCAUGAUAGAAAUUAGUACAUUGGACUCUUCGGGAAAUAUUGUAAAACCAUUAGGUUCAAAUUCAAGUAUUUGGGCAUAUGAAAUAUUGCAACCAAAUGCUACAGUGUCACCUGUAAAAGUACCAAAAACAAAUUUUGAAGAUCCUACAACUGGAACAGCUUUAAUUUCCAAUUUGAUAUUUUCGGAAUCUGGUCAGGCUGAUCUCUUUGUUUCGGUGAUUUCACCAAAUGACUCAACCAGAUUAAAUACAUCAUUAACUUUUCCUGUAGCAAAUAAACAGCUAAGUUUACUGAUUUGUCCAAUUCCAUCUAAUUCUGAUAAUUCAAUUAUCAAAUUAUCUGUUAAUCAAAGCUUUACCAUUCAAAUGAACAUUAUUGACAAACAAAGUGGUGCUCCAGUUGAAAGGAUUAAUUGGCGAAAUUUAAUAUGGAAAUUCACUGGUGAUAUUUGUCCAAAUAGUAGAAAACCAAAAAAUAUUCCAAUAACUUCCUCUUCUUCAUUAGUAUAUGAUUCAUCUAAGACAAAUAACAAUUUCACAUGGACUAUUAAUGGAUUUCAAUUAUCUUGGGUAUAUACAUAUUGCAUUAGUGCUAAUGCUUAUUUAAAUGACAGUAUAACAAGACAAUUACAAUAUGAUUUACCAAUAACCAAAUUUAGAAUUUAUGUUAAUCCAGAAAAUUAUACUGAACCAACUAAAAAAGUAAUGAAACCAUUUCGAUUUAAAGUUACUGGUAGUUAUGAAAAUAUGUUGCUAUAUGUUGAUGAAUUUAAAGCUGCUAUACAAUCUGAAUUAUUAAUGCGUUAUCCUAAUAUAUUAUUUGAAAAUAUAACAUUAAGUAAAGGUAAGAAUAUUGAUUUAUUAAAUUUUUGAUAAGAUUUUAUAUUUUAAGUAAAGAUGGAUAGUGGCUAACCGUGGAAUUCAGGACAAAGCGCGUUUCGUCCUAUUUGGGACUUGUCGGCUGGAUGUACCUGCAUCCGAGUUGAUGUUCACUUUGGGACUCGAACCCAGUACCAUUCGCUUUAGACACCAUUGCAUUACCCACUUAACUACUGAUUCCUGAAUGCCACCUGCUUGUGGGAAGAUACGAAUAAAACAACACCAAGUGGAUUUAGAUUUUAUAUUUGUUACUUAAAUAAUGAACUAGACCUUUCAUAUCUGCUUUUGGAAUAUAAAGGUAGAACCACAUCAUACUGACAUAUCUAAGUAUCUCAUGAAAUAAUCUCGAAGUUGUUAUUUGGUGUAUGUUACUGAUGUCUACAGAUAUAAGUAGUAUGUAUUACCAAUCGAAAGUGGAAUGCCUGGUGGCAAAGGUUAAGAUAAUCCGAAGAGAAGAGAACGAGAACAGAGAGUGUUUGAUAUGGAAAUGAAGGAAUAACAAAGUCUGAGGCGAUUGAUGAAUAUUUUGCAAAUGAAGUGUUUACUGUAUGGUUGUCAGAUUUUACCAAGAUAUAUUUGAUUAUCCCCACUUGUGUUCGCAUUCACAACAGCUAUACUUCUCAGUAACCAAUGGAAGUAUAAAUUUAUCAAAUUUACAAGCUUUUAGCACAAAGUAAAAAAACUUCAAUAUGUACGGCAUGAUAUAUGAGAUUCAAAAUCGGUAUUUGUUUUUUUCUCCAGAUUAAAGUUUUGUUCGAUGGUAAAAACGUUUCUAUAUGUUUGCUGAUCGUUUCCCGGCAUAGAUUCCUUAUAAGCCUUCGAAUAUUCUCAAAGAGAACAUUGUCUUGAUUUCAAGUUGUUUGAAAGUACACUCAACAGUGUAUUUACACAAUAAUAUCCUUAUUUAACAAUUUCUUUAUCCUAAAUAAUUACAUCCAACAUAUCUAGUAGUCAAAGUAAUAAACGUUAUCCAGCGUAUCAUAAAUUUUAAUAGCUUGGUUUGGCAUUAUGUUUGAAUAAAUAAAAAAAUUCCGGUCACUUCGGCUUUACAUAUUGUAUUAAAUCUAAUAAGGAUCAAUAUAUAUCUUUACAUUUAUACAUGGUUACUUCUACUGCAAUAUAAUACCAAGUACACUAUAUAACUAAUCCAAAGGAUCUUUAGUACAUCAUAAAGAUAUAAUCAUAUUACUAAUGAUAGUUUCGAUAGUCAGCAUUAUUUUCAGAAAUUUGGCGCUAGCACUUUAAAGUAGAUAGAUAUUUAGAUUAUCAUUAUUUUGGCAACAUAGUAUAGUUCCACACACUUCAGACAAAGAAAUAUGUCUAAAAUCUUGUUCGAUUUCCAUAAAGUGAAUUAAUUUACUUCGUUAAUGGUUUUGAAGAAGAUAAUGUUUACGCGAAGUAAUUCAUAUAUACAACCGGAAUGAACGAACCCAUCGGACACAUAUUUUUGAGGUUAUUACUGCAUAGUCCUUCAAAUUGUUUAUGCAAUCAUUAGUGUGCUCUUUGAAGGAUAUUGAUGAACACAAACUCAAAAACGUACAAACUUAGAAUCCAAUUAACAAUACUCUAUAAAGAAUUUAACAAUGUAAAUAUUCAUUAAAACAAUUUGAAUGUUAUGAUAUAUCACCAUAAAUAUGUGAAAAUACUGAUCAUCACGAAAUCUUGUUCUAGGAUACCCUACAUAUUAACUACAGUUAAUUUAUACUGUGCAAGAUGAAACACAAUACUAAGUCACUUAGACUAACUGUAACAUUUCCAAUUUCGGAAUCAGAAUAUGCUUAAAAUUAAGAACUGGAAUACAUGGAACUAGUGCCUACUUGUUAAUCUAUAUAUGUUGUGUCGUAUUGCAAAUUUCAACUGAGAGAUUUAGUUUAGAAUCGUAUAUGACUAAACAUGAUAGGAAACAUGACUCAGUGAGUGAACAAUGUGUUUCAUGAACUAUGAUAAAAGACUAUCUAAAGUCAUAGUAAUUUGUUUAAUGCAAUAAAAUUUUCUUUCGUUUGCUUCAGAAAAUUAACUUUCGGAGAUUGAUUUCAUAUUCAGCUCUCAAGAUUUCUAAUUAAAAUCAAUCACCAAAUAGAAGCAAAUUAAUUGUUUUUUCCUUAUGAAAUUUGGUAAUUUUGCACUGUAAUUUGAUAAUAUACCAUAUUUUCUCAAGAAAAACGUUUAUUUUUGAAGGGAUGGAAUCAAUGAUUCUGCGAAAUCAACUUUUUUGUUAUUGUUUCUACUGUACCAGUAACUAUAUAUAUAAUAUAUAUACCGAAGAAAGAUCAGAGCAAUUGUGAGAUCUAUAGUCAUCACACUACUGUCAGUACUAGGAAAAGUGUUGCUGUACCGGAUGAAAGGCUCAGUAAAAGUUAUAUAUUUAUAUUAUAUAUUUUUAAGAUGAAUCAGAUAUUAUUCUAAUCAUUUCUUUUACUUUAAUAAACGCAUUAUAGGUAGUAUAACUGUAGAUUUGAUUGCAGCAUCUGAUACGACAACUGUAAUCCAAAAUGCAUUGACCAGUUUUACAUCUUCUUUAAAUGAUGGAAGUGUUACGUUUUCCGUCGGAGGUGUUGAUUAUACAGCAACAAAUGACAAGACAAAUGCUGGAUGUAGAUCAACUGGUUUUCUAACAUCAUUGAUAACAAUUCUACUCAAUUUAUUAAUUUAUAAAUUAUUACCUAGAAUUUAUUUACUUUGAUUAUAAUUGUAGUUUUCGUAUUCAUUUUUAUUUAUUGUGUAUUUCCAUUAUAUUUAUACAUUCUACAUAUCUAUGCACACUUUCUUACAAACAACCAAACAAACUACACAUUGAAUUCGUAAUUGUGUCUUUUGUCAUCUAUUUUGCUAAAUUUAUUCUUCACUUCAAUUAAAGAACAAUCGUUAAAUCACUAAUUCAUGUUAUGUUUAUGUUUAGUUUGAGCAAUUAUUUUAAUCGAUGAAUAACAAAUAAACUUUUUUGUCUGAUAAAAAGUAUUUGAUUUGUACUAAACAAAGUCCAAAUUACAAGGAUGUAACAGUAGGACGAAAUGGCUGUCCAGUGCUUCGAGGUUUUCCGAUUGACUAACCCCCAAAUGCCCUGGUACAGCUGAGAGUGCGAAGAGUCCUCUAUCUCUCUCGAAAUGCUCUCACAUGGCCACGCGUGUAUAGCUUCUGCCAGAGAAGUCCUACUCACUGCCUUCUUGUGACAUUACUGUUGUUUAUGAAAUUGAAAUGACGAAAAGCGAACGUCCGACGCUUCAACCGGGUUGGUGGACAUGGAGAGUCCACAUAGGGGAGUUGGAAAACCCUCAUUCCAAACCAAUAUUGCACAUUAGCUCCAGUAUGCUGAGGGAAAAAAUGUCGUAUGAACCAAUCGUUGGUCACCAUCUACUAUGGGACCGCAUCUCCUUACGAUGCUACACUGCCUUGUGGGUCAAACCUUUGGGUCGAAGACUCUGGGUGUGCCCCCCUAAGAAAACCACCUGCUUCGGUCUGAGCACCCGGGUAAUAUCACAGUCCACAUACAAAUCAAAUAAGAUUUGUGUGGCGCAUAUGUAUCUGGUGCCCCCUUGUACCAAUAUCUAUGUGUUCAAACAAAAAAUAAAUAAAAAUUAAUUGACUGAUGGGAACAACUAUUAGAAUUACUGUAAUAUACACAAAAUCCCAUUCUUAAUUUAAUUUUAUGUUCAAUGAAAAAGGGUUAUAUAGAUGUGACAACCUAGUGAACAACUUAAUUAUUUAAGAUAUAGAUAUGUGAAAACGAUCUGACCUAAAAUAUUUCAGUACAUGGAAUGUUUAAGUAUUCUUGAUGAUAUCGUGGCAAAGCGUUUUUAUUUAUAACAAUAUUUAUGUUUGUCCUUAACUAUAAAUGAUAAGGGAUUCGAUCAUUAUUUAGAUAAAUAGUCUGUAUUUGAAACUUUCAUUGUUUUUUAAAGAUGGGAAAAGUUUGAGUAAGUAUUCAUUUGUAGGCAAAUAACGGAAGAAUUAAGCUAAUGAAAUUAAAAUAAAGACAAUAAGAUUCGCCUAUGAAUGUAUUAUUGAUUACAUAUAUAUUACGAUUACUAAUAAGUCAAGAUAUAUCGUAAAUGAGUUCAAGAAGGCAACAACUUACUUAAGUGUAAUUUCGUUGAAGCAGAAACAGAAACUAUAACAUUCUUCAAUGUUCUGGCAAAAUUUUCUGCCUGACCAUUAGUACAAGGGUACCUGAGAGUAGUGAACAGAUGUUUACACCCUAUACCAUUCAACCAAGUAGAAACUGCAUCCGCAAAAAACUAGAAUUAUUAUCAGUCACUAACACCAUGGGAACCCCUUCUCAACUAAACAUCUUUCUUAAUGCUUGUAUUAUGAAGUCAGAAAUUGGUGUUUGUGAAAAAGACUUCGGGCCACUUGGAAAAAGAAUCAGUGACUACAAUUUCUAAGAAAUGGACCACAGUAGUCUGCAUGAAUUCUCUGCCAGGCCUCAAACGAUACUGCUCAUGGAGUCCACUUCGAAGACUGACUUUUCAACUUAUGACAUUUUCCACAAUUGUUUGCUUUACGACAUAUAUCUGCAUUUAUCUCCGGCCACCAACAUGUGAGCCUUGCCAAUUACUUCAUUUUCUCAACACCUAUGAAGAUCUUUAAAGACAGAUUUCCGUAGCGAGGGAGGAAUAACAACACUCUUAUUUAAAAACAAAAUACCAUCAGGAGUGGUGAAUAACUCAUGCCGCUUUGAAAAAUAAACAGAAAAUCUGUGUUUCGGAUUAGCAUUCCAAUCUUUUCGUAUCUACGAGUUACUCUAAUGAGAUUUGGAUGUCUUACCAGUAAAGAUCGCACUAACAAACAGUCCUAUGUAUCACCAAAUCUGUCUUGUAAUGAUUGUCGAGAAAUGUAGUCAACAUGUUGAAUUUGUUUGGCACUUCUGUGCUGAAUAGUAGUCAUAAGCACUCAAAGCAAUACUCGAUCGUAGAACCAUAGCAGCUGAGAAUGGUGACUAGACUUAAAAGCUUCAUGGUCUGUAACAAUACAGAAUUUUUCUGAAUAAAUAUCUACGAAGUUUUAUAACAGCACAAAAGACAGCUAAUGCUUCUCGCUGAAUUUGUGAAAAGCCUUGUAAGUUUGCGUGAAACACAGAUUACUGGUCUACCUUCCAGCUCCAAAAAUGUACCAUUAUCCGCAGGUUAUGCAUCAGUCAUAGGUACAGAAUGAACUCUAGUAAAGUAAGUUUGAAGAAUAGCAUCACUUUGAAGAAAGUUGAGUAGACUUCGUAAGCAUGACUCUUGUUCCUCACCCCAUUUAAAUGAGCUGGAUGUUCAUGUACUAAAUAUACAAUCGGAACAACAAGAAAAAUUAGGAAUAAAACGGGAAUAGUACUGAAGAGCACCCACUAGUGAAUGUUGUUCUGUAAUAUUUUUAGAUAAGGUGCAUUUAUCAGUGGUUUAAAACCGUUACUGUCAAAUAAGUAUUUAAGACAUUCAAGACUUGAUACACAAAAUUAAUACUUAUUUGAACUCACGAUGAUAUUCUUCUGAGGUAGACGAUGCAAUUAAGUGUGGUGGACCAAACAGAUAUGAACGCAAAAAGUAUAAACAAAGUUAUUAAAAAUCAAUAGUAAUAUCAAUAUAUAUAAUUAAUUGUUACAAAUACAAUAAAAAUUAGGGACGUUACUUAAAUUGAUCAGACGUUGCGUGUUAUGAUUAGGUCCAGUAAUGUAAAUCCACAAUUAUAAACGUUUGCUGAUUCUGAGCAGGUUGGCGAACUCUCUAAUGAUAUAGUCCAACAUAGGAUGUGAUAUAUUCCGAUUACAGUCUAUAAAUGUAGAUAAUAUUUGAUUUAGACUUCAAUUAGCUCAAUCACAAAUGAAAAUAGAACGAGGAAUGUGUGAGAAGCGGUGUAUUUGUUAACCAGCAGCGGUAUGUCACGCUAUGUAGUAGUACAACGGAAAGUGU